This is a messenger RNA of Striga asiatica, 2040 nucleotides long. The record is from the annotation of a GenBank genome assembly. NCBI's taxonomy places the organism in Eukaryota, Viridiplantae, Streptophyta, Magnoliopsida, Lamiales, Orobanchaceae.
AUGGCGGGAAGAGUGAUGAUCAUAUCUGGCCGCGCGAAGAACAAAACCCCAUCGGAAAUCCAAAUCACGGCGGAGCAGAUCCUCCGCGAGGCUCGCGAGCACCAAGACCCCGGACUCCAGCCGCCCAAACGGAAAAUCUCCGACGCGGCCGAGCUCGCAGAAGACCUCCUCCGCAGGCGCAAAGUGUUCGAAGAUUCCAUCCGAAGAGAUCGCCGCAACAAAAGCGUAUGGUCAAGAUACGCCCGUUGGGAAGAGUCGCUGAACGAUUUCGAUCGGGCGAGGUCGGUCUGGGAGCGCGCGCUCGAGGUGGAUCACAGGGAUCACGCGCUGUGGCUCAGGUACGCCGAUUUCGAGAUUAGGAACAAGUUCGUCAACCGCGCGAGGAACGUGUGGGACCGCGCGAUCGAGCUGUUGCCCAGGGUGGACCAGCUGUGGCUCAAGUACAUCCACAUGGAGGAGAUGCUGGGGAAAGUGGCCAUUGCCAGAGGGAUCUUCGAGCAGUGGAUGAGGUGGGCCCCCGAUCAGCAGGCGUGGAUUUCGUAUGCAAAAUUUGAGUUGAGGUAUGGAGAAAUCGAACGGGCAAGAGCGGUUUUCGAACGUUUUGUUGAUUGCCACCCGAAGGUCGCCGCCUGGAUUAGGUUUGCAAAAUUCGAGGUGAAAAAUGGAGAUGUUGCGCGGAUUAGGAGGUGUUACGAGAGGGCCGUCGAGAAUUUGGGGGUGGAUGAGGAGGAUGGUGAGUUGCUCUUGGCAUUUGCGGAAUUUGAGGAGAAAAAGUGCAAGGAGAUUGAGAGGGCGAGAUGCAUUUACAAGUAUGCUUUGGAUCAUAUCCCUAGAGGGAAGACAGAGGAGUUACGUAAGAAGUUCAUCUUGUUCGAGAAGCAAUAUGGUGGUAGAGAAGAGUUUGAGGAUGCCAUUGUUGGAAACACGAGGGUUCAUUACGAGGAUGAGAUUCGGAUGAACCCUCUUAAGUACGAUCUGUGGUUUGAUUACAUUCGGUUGGAAGAAUGUUAUGGGGACAGACGAAAAAUAGAGGAUGUUUACGAGAGGGCUAUUGCAUGUAUUCCUCCUUCUCAAGAAAAAAGGUACUGGCGGCGGUACAUAUACCUGUGGAUUAAUUAUGUUUUGUAUGAGGAGCUCGAUGCUGGGGAUGUGGAUCGCACGAGAGAUUUGUAUGGCUUGUGCCUGAAAAUGAUUCCUCAUGAAAAAUUAUCGUUCGCCAAGAUUUGGCUGAUGGCUGCACGGUUUGAGAUAAGGCAAUUGGAAAUUGGUCGAGCGAGAAAAAUUCUGGGUUUGGCAAUUGGGAUGGCUCCCAAAGAUAAGAUAUUCAAGAAGUACAUUGAGUUGGAGAUGCAGCUUGGUAAUGUGGAAAGGUGCAGGAAACUGUAUGGGAAGUACUUGGAGUGGUCACCAGAAAGGUGCUCUGCAUGGAGCAAGUUCGCUGAGAUGGAGGGCUUCUUGGGGGAAACUGAACGGGCAAGAGCCAUUUUCGAGCUUGCAAUAAACCAGCCUUUGCUGGACAUGCCAGAGCUUUUGUGGAAGGCCUAUAUUGAUUUUGAAAUAUCCAUGUCUGAAUUGGAAAGAGCCAGAGCUCUAUACGAAAGGCUUCUGAAUCGCUCGAAAAACGUGAAAGUAUGGAUCAGUUAUGCAAAGUUUGAGGCAUCUGCUAUAGACGAGGGCCUUCAAGAAUCAGAAUUGACUGAAAGUGAUUUUGAACAGAAGAAAAAAUGCCUUGAUCUUGCCAGAUCUCUGUUUGAAAGAGCCCUCAACUAUUUUCGAGAUUCUGCCCCCGAAUUGAAAGAGGAAAGAACAAUACUUUUGGAAGAGUGGUUGAACGUGGAAAACAGUUUUGGCGAGCUUGGUGAUGUUGACUUGGUCAGGAGUAAGCUACCGAGAAAACUGAAAAGGAGAAGGCAUAUUGAAAAUGAGCAUGGUCGAGGCGGGUUUACCGAGUAUCUCGACUAUUUGUUCCCGGAAGAAACACAGACGACAAAUGUCAAGAUAUUGGAAGCAGCCUACGCGUGGAAGAAGCAGAAGACCUAA